Molecule: messenger RNA, 2813 nt
Organism: Carassius gibelio (silver crucian carp)
Lineage: Eukaryota; Metazoa; Chordata; Actinopteri; Cypriniformes; Cyprinidae
Product: proline and serine-rich protein 2
Exons: 5
Coding region: 238-1839 (533 amino acids)
Source: RefSeq, a predicted model, not a curated record
GCUCUCCCGCGGUACAAGGUCUGAUUUAAACGCGUUCACUUCACUUCACUGAGACAGAACUGGAGUGACUCUGGGUUUAUUCGUCUAACGCGCUUUCCUCAGCUCUUUCACGAUGUUUGAGUGCAUCAUGUGAAACUGGUCAGUUGGGUACGUGGAAAUGCUCGGACCAUUUCACACGACCCCUGACCUCUCCUGCCCGACUCUUUGACGAGACGCCGAGCCCUGGAUGCUGUAAGGAUGGACGUUCACAUGCACAAGAGCCGGACGCUUCACUACGGCCUCAACCACAGUCCUGACGAUGAUCUGCAGUUCCUCAGUCGGGAGGAGCGGGAGUGUAUUUUGUUCUUUGAGGAGACCAUCGGCUCCCUGGAGGAGGACGAUGAGAGGACAGGGCUGUCCUCAUACGCUACAGCUCCACGUCCCAGCGCUGCAGAUCAGGACAUCAUUGACCUGGUGCACCCUUCAGUCGGUCCCAGCAAACAGAGAGACACGCUGCCCGUCAGGCCAGAUUCCCAAGAGCGGAUCAUUCCCCCAGAGACCCAUUUUGAACUGAAGCCAGAGCUGGACGUCCCAGACGGGCCGCACAAGGGAUCCGGACACCAGCCGCCCGCAGGUUCAGUCGCCAGCGGCACGUCUGCAUCACAGCUGCCCGAGCGCAGAAGCAGUCUAGAGUCGCCCUCCAUCAAACACGGCCCUCCGACCCACGCCAAACCCACGCGUCUCCCCGACAGCAUCAGCAUGCUUCGGAGCAGCCGUGAACACAUUCCCCACUCGAUCGCCGCCGAAGCCGUGAGCGUUCAGGAGCGCCGAGCACACAUGCUCUCUAACCUCUCCGGCCCCGAGCAUCCUUUAGACGGAGGAGAACCGGCCUGCGUGCGCCAGCCUCCCACGCGGAGCAUCUCGUUUCGAGAUCCGACGCCGGACAAGUCUAGGAUGGAGGCGCUUUCGAAGCUCGGACUCGCUCAGAGGAGAGCGCAAUCCGUCAUGCAUUCAUCUCCGAGGGAUCCGGAAAACAUCAAGACCGGCAGCACGGUCAACAUCACCAAACCGGCUAACACUAGCACCACACACCCCUGCCAAACCAGAUCUGGCCAUGCACCGACCUCGACGAGCGCCGAAGUCAAACACAGAGAUUUGAACAGCCAUGGAGGAUCCAAUAGGAUGGAGGCGCUUUCCAAAGUGGGACUCGCUCAGAAGCAAUCCGUCAUGCAUUCGUCUCCGAGGGAUCCGGAAAACAUCAAGGUCAACAUCACCAAUCCAACUAACACUAGCACCACAGACACUACACACCCCUCCCAAAGCCAUGCGCCGACCUUAACCAGCGCUGAAGUCAAACACAGAGAUUUUAACAGCUACGGAGGCAAGAGCAUCACAUUAAACCCAACCACAUCCUUCAGGAGCGAGUGCCUCUCAUCUUCAGCGGCCAAAACAGAGUCUUCAGAGACCCAUAUCAACAACUUCGGCGGCAGAUCACGAGUCAUGACUCCAUCCCAGACGAACCAUCACCCCCAAACCAAAACCAUCACUCCGGUGAAAGAGGAAAGCUCCAGCUCAAACAGGACUUCAAGUGAAGAGCCACCCAAGAGGAAAGCGUCGCACUCCGAAGCGCCCGUGAAGCAGCCGCCCGCUCCGGCUCCAAAACCAUUACGCCGGCAAAGUUUUCUGAGUCCCGUUGGGUCACGUCCCCCUCCGGUGUCCCCGGAGCUACGCCGCAAUUCUUUGCCAAAGUCGUCCUUCCGUACUCAGGGAGUAACGGUGCAGUUUUCUGGCCGAGGAGCCACAGAUGAGGCCAGACGGGAUGCACUGCGCAAACUAGGACUGCUGAGAAACAAGCCUUGACCACGAAACCAGUCCUAAGGGUCAAUUUUAUUUGAAGUGAGGUUUAUGCAUCAUCUGAAAGCUGAAUACAUUUAAUUAUGUUUCCAUUGGUUUGUUAGGAUCGGACAAUAUUUAUCUGAGAUACAACUAUUUGAAAAUCUGAGGUUGCAAAAAAAAAAAAAAAAAAAAAAAAACUAAAUAUUGAGAAAAUCAUCUUUAAAAUUAGCAAUGCAUAUUACAAAUCAAAAAUUAAGUUUUUAUAUAUUUACUAAAUAUCUUCAUGGAACAUGAUCUUUCCUUAACAUCCUAAUGAUUUUUGGCAUAAAAGAAAAAUGUAUCAUUUUGAUUCUAUUUAUUUGGACUUUGUAUCACUUUCAUUUACUGUGCUCUUCCAAGUUCACGUUUCUUUCGUUUUCACGUAUUAGUAUCUUCAACUUUUUUUGUGUUAUCUCUGAAAAACCCAGACUGUACACAAGAAAUACCUCAAGGGUCUUCCUGGAGAAAUGUCUUACACUCGUCUCAUGUUUAUUUCAGCAGGUAGUUUGUAUGGGAAUGUAUUUCUGUUCUCUGGACGCUGAUUGUUAGCUGGAGAACUUUCUCUCGUAAAUGUAUGUUUAGUUCGUCCCACACUAAACCACAGCCAUCCGAAUCUGUUGUAGGUCACAUGAGACUGAAUCAGCACCAAGCUGUUGUUUUGUUACCUGUGGUGUGUUUGUUCUAGAGUGAAUGAGGAUGAGUGUUCGUUUAUGUUUGUGUGUGUUUUUGAUAUUUAGAUUUUUUUUUUUUUCUCACGACUCCGGUUUUUUGCUUUUAUUGAAGCAGUUAUUGAAGGACACAGAAUGCAUGAUUGUGAACAUGUGACACUAUAUAAACACACACACACACACACACACGAAACAAAGCAACAGUUUAUUUCCAGCUCUGUGUAAUGUAUAUUUCCUUGCAUUGGUGAAGAUCUUCCAGUGAUUGUUUCUGAAUAAAUUCAAUGAAACUCA